AUGUCGCAGCUUUCAAGACCCCAUCCAGCCCUCUACGGUGUCUACGUUCUCCGCUCUACCGUGCGCCAUGCCUCCAUCUACAUAGGUUCUACGCCAAACCCUCCACGACGCCUGAAGCAGCACAAUGGUGAAGCACGAGGAGGCGCUGUGCGGACGGCGCGGGAGAAGCUACGGCCAUGGGAGGUCAUGAUCUUGGUUACUGGAUUUCCCAGCUCGAUUGCUGCCCUUAAAUUUGAGUGGGCAAUGACAAACCCACAUUUGACGACACACAUUUCGGCAGAAGAGCGACUGACAAAAGCCGCCGAGAAACGAAAGGGAAUGAAAAAGCCGCGAAAACCUAUCCAUACCCUCACUUCUGUUGUUUCAAAUCUUCACUUGCUCACUAAUGUCCCAAGCUUUGCCCGUUGGCCAUUGACAGUGCACUUCUUUGCCAGCGAGCCCAAGAAGGCUUGGGACAAGUGGCUUCAGUCGAUUGACGCAGUGCCAAGACAAGGCAUGAAUGUUUUCACAGAUUUCGGACCGUCCAAGGAGACUCAGAGGGAAUCGUCACCUGCGCCGUGGGGCAUUUACGCCUUACCCCUGGAUUAUGCACCUAUGAAGGGGUACAUUGAAAAGGCACACAACGUCGUCUCUUUUGAGCGAGAAGGAAAAUGCGUGCAUUGCCAUGAAGAGUUGGAAUCGGGAAAAGGACUUCAUCCGAUGUGUCCAAACGGUAGAUGCGAAGCAAUGGGCCAUCUCGACUGCUGGAGUAAACACGCCCUCAAGGGUGAAGACGAGGGGGCUAUGAUACCGCGGUCAUGCACGUGUCCGAGUUGCUACAGCGAGAUUCAAUGGGGUGACAUGAUGAAGGAGUUGACACUUCGGGUACGGGGACCAAAGGAGGUGGAAAAAUUGCUGAAAAAGCCACGGCGAACAAGGAAGGCUGCUGUAUCUUGA
Molecule: messenger RNA, 936 nt
Organism: Fusarium vanettenii 77-13-4
Lineage: Eukaryota; Fungi; Ascomycota; Sordariomycetes; Hypocreales; Nectriaceae
Exons: 2
Coding region: 1-936 (311 amino acids)
Biological process (GO): double-strand break repair via homologous recombination
Cellular component (GO): Slx1-Slx4 complex
Molecular function (GO): crossover junction DNA endonuclease activity; 5'-flap endonuclease activity
Source: RefSeq, a predicted model, not a curated record